GCUCACACUCCUAAUCCCUCUCAAGUUUUCAAACCAAUCUCUCUCUCUCUCUCUCUCUCUAAGUCUUUAACAAUGGCGCGCCUUCUCUUCCGUCUUCUCCAAGAAACCAAUUCUACAUCUCCGACGGAAGCUCCUCCACCUUUCAACUCCGACCUCGUCCUCAUCCUCGCAGUUCUUCUUUGUGCACUGACAUGUAUCAUCGGCUUAAUCGCCGUCUCUCGAUGCGCAUGGCUCCGCCGUAUCGCCUCAAGAAACAGAUCGGAUCAAACUCAUCCACCGCCGGUAGCUGCGGCUAACAAAGGUUUGAAAAAGAAAGUCCUCCGAUCGUUACCGAAACUCACUUACUCGCCGGAUUCUCCGCCGGCGGAGAAACUCGUGGAGUGUGCCAUCUGUUUAACGGAAUUCGUCGCCGGAGACGAGCUUAGGGUGUUGCCGCAGUGUGGACAUGGUUUCCACGUAUCCUGUAUCGACACGUGGCUUGGAUCACACUCUUCUUGUCCUUCUUGCCGUCAAAUCUUGGUGGUUGCCAGGUGUCAUAAAUGUGGCGGGUUACCCGGUAGCUCAAGCUCAGGAUCCGAACCCGAUACCCGAAUCAAGCAACGUGAAGAUGAUCCUGAUAACUUCUUACCUUGAUUCUUUUUUUUAGACAUAUCCCAUUUUAUUUUUUAUUAAUGGAUUUCGGUUAUAAUAUUAAAAAGUGUUCUUUAUCAUUUUAAAGGAUAAUGUUACUCUGUCAUGUAUAUAUGUUUAUCUAUUGUAAAUUUAUAAUGAAAUGGAAGUUUAUCU
Arabidopsis arenosa is the source of this 786-nucleotide messenger RNA. NCBI's taxonomy places the organism in Eukaryota, Viridiplantae, Streptophyta, Magnoliopsida, Brassicales, Brassicaceae. The record is from the annotation of a GenBank genome assembly.